This is a messenger RNA of Dichotomopilus funicola, 1626 nucleotides long. RefSeq lists its product as uncharacterized. Gene Ontology annotation, molecular function: protein binding. Gene Ontology annotation, cellular component: nucleus. Gene Ontology annotation, biological process: regulation of gene expression. NCBI's taxonomy places the organism in Eukaryota, Fungi, Ascomycota, Sordariomycetes, Sordariales, Chaetomiaceae. The transcript is spliced from 7 exons. The record is from RefSeq and is a predicted model, not a curated record. The coding region runs from base 1 to 1626 and encodes 541 amino acids.
AUGACGCAACUACUCGGGAGCAUAUUUGAGGAGCUGGGCCUCACCCAGUAUUUGGAUGCCUUCAUAGAUCAAGGGUUCGAUACGUGGGAGACCAUCCUAGAUGUCACCGAGUCCGACCUCGUUUCGGGCGGUAGCGAUGCAUUGGGGGUGAAACUAGGUCACCGUCGGAAACUUCAAAGGCGGAUCGCCAAUUCGAGGGGGGUUGCUCCGGACGUGUCCUUGUUGUCGCCAACACAGGCGGCUAUUGAGGAGCUUAAGUUGCAGGAUGUUGUCAAGACCGAGGUGCCACCCGUUGACGGCCGAGAGGCUGUCGGCCCCGUCACCACAAAGAGGAAGUACCGGCGGCAUCCCAAGCCGGAUGAGAAUGCGCCGGAGCGGCCACCUUCGGCCUAUGUGCUCUUCUCUAAUAAAAUGCGCGAGGAGCUCAAGGGCCGAAACUUGAGUUUCACCGAAAUUGCCAAGUUGGUGGGCGAGAACUGGCAGAACUUGGGAGUGGUCGAGAAGGAGCCGUUCGAGUCCCAAGCCCAGGCCAUGAAGGAUAAAUACCUGAGCGACCUGGCCGAGUACAAAAAGACCCCCGAUUACAGGAAGUACAAUGCCUAUCUCCUAGAGUUCAAGGCCAAACACGCUUCUCCGUCUCAAGACAAAGAUGCUUCGAAGCGGCCCAGGCUCUCCGAGUUGUCAGGAGGCCAACAACCUCGCGCCAGCCCUAGCUCGGGCACGACGAGGACUAGCCGUAGCGGGAGCGGCGCCGACAGCAGAAGAGGAAGCGAACCGCCCAGUUCAAGACACAGAGUGCCCUCGGCCAUCUCCAGCGACUCGCAGUCGUCCUCGUCCCUCGCCCCGUCGACGGCGAUCACGUCACCUGAGGACUCCGUCCUCUCUCCCUCGGACAGCAACAGUGACUCACGUUCCUCAGAUCCCUCGCCCCCUCUCCGUUCGGACGGGAACAAGCCGUCAUCAUUCUCAUCAGCUCGCCAUUCUAGCCAAGGAGAUGGACAAAUCUUCCGCGAACAGCCAAGCAUGCAUAGGCACCUCCCGUCACUCUCCAACAUAUUAGACGGGUCGGGGCUCCCGAGUGAAAUACGUCCUCCGAGCGACCCACCGGGAUAUCACUACACUCCAAACCACCCUGCUGGCAGCCCAGGACCUCAUCCUCUCGCCCAUUCGAACGGUGACACCCGCCCACUAACAAACGGGAAUCUCUCACUCUACAACAGCGCGCAUCCCCCCUCGCAAUCUUCAUACAGCCAAGCCCGCCAACCGGUCGAUGGCUCCUUGCCAAUACACGCGCUGCUGAGCUCCAAGCCAGAACCUCCCGCGUUUGCCCACCACCAGCCGCCGACACAUUUGCCUCCAAGUUCAUACGCCGUCGAUCCGAAUGCUCGUCCCAUGCCCCAGUCUCCGAUCGGUGCCACUAACGCCUCUGCCACAAACGGGUACCAUCAACAUUCUCAGCCAUUACCACACCAUCACCCUCCCAUGAAUGGCGGGUCCCAGUUCACUUCUCAGGGCUUCUCUUCGCAGCAACAGCCACCACAACAACCCGCGAAACCAGCCUCUCAUUUUGACGGCAUGAAUGCACUCCUUAAAGCCGGUGAGAUUGUUGACCGCAGGGCAGAGUGA